Molecule: messenger RNA, 4068 nt
Organism: Myotis daubentonii (Daubenton's bat)
Lineage: Eukaryota; Metazoa; Chordata; Mammalia; Chiroptera; Vespertilionidae
Gene: ADD1
Product: adducin 1
Biological process (GO): positive regulation of adherens junction organization; barbed-end actin filament capping; positive regulation of establishment of endothelial barrier
Cellular component (GO): adherens junction; plasma membrane; focal adhesion
Molecular function (GO): actin filament binding
Source: RefSeq, a predicted model, not a curated record
CGGCCUGGACCGGUGCGGAGUCGACGCUCUGCCAGCCUUUUGCACAGGGGCGGCGGUGGGGGCGCGCGGGUCCCGGUUUCCGGGCUGCGCGGUGGGGCCGGGGUCCGUGAAGAGGAGGCGGCUCCGGCCCGCCCGCUGGGCCCGCCCCUCGGUGCCCGGAGGCUGGCGGCCGCGGCGUCUGCGGGGAGGGAAAGCGCGUCCGGCCCGCAGACGGGAACAGGUCGUCCUGCAACUUUGCGCCGCGGGCCGUCCUCGCCUCAUCCUCGCUCUUCUUCGCGUCUGGGCGGCGCAGGGGCCUCUCCCCACACUUACUCCUGCUCGCCUGACGGUCAAGACGAACCUAGAAAGAUUGUGCAAUGAAUGGUGAUACUCAGGCUGCAGUGGUGACCUCACCACCCCCGACCACAGCCCCUCACAAAGAGAGGUACUUCGACAGGGUGGAUGAGAAUAAUCCAGAAUACCUGCGAGAGAGGAACAUGGCACCUGACCUUCGCCAGGACUUCAACAUGAUGGAGCAGAAGAAGAGAGUGUCCAUGAUUCUGCAGAGUCCGGCUUUCUGUGAAGAGUUGGAGUCAAUGAUACAGGAACAGUUUAAGAAGGGGAAAAACCCCACCGGCCUGCUGGCGUUACAGCAGAUUGCAGACUUUAUGACCACAAACGCGCCGAGUGUCUACCCGGCGGCCCCCCAAGGAGGAAUGGCUGCCUUGAACAUGAGUCUUGGUAUGGUAACUCCUGUGAACGACCUUAGAGGAUCUGAUUCUAUUGCCUAUGACAAAGGGGAGAAGUUACUGCGGUGUAAGCUGGCGGCAUUUUACCGACUGGCCGAUCUCUUCGGGUGGUCUCAGCUGAUCUACAAUCAUAUCACCACCAGAGUGAGCUCCGAGCAGGAACACUUCCUCAUUGUACCUUUUGGGCUUCUCUACAGUGAAGUGACUGCAUCCAGUUUGGUGAAAAUCAAUCUGCAAGGAGAUGUUGUAGACCGUGGGAGCACUAACCUAGGAGUCAAUCAGGCUGGCUUCACGCUGCACUCGGCGAUCUAUGCUGCGCGGCCGGACGUGAAGUGUGUGGUCCAUAUUCACACGCCGGCAGGGGCCGCGGUCUCUGCGAUGAAAUGUGGGCUCUUGCCCAUCUCCCCGGAGGCACUUUCCCUUGGAGAGGUGGCUUAUCAUGAUUACCAUGGGAUUUUGGUUGAUGAAGAGGAAAAGGUUUUAAUCCAGAAAAAUUUGGGUCCUAAAAGCAAGGUCCUCAUUCUCCGGAACCAUGGGCUGGUGUCCGUCGGAGAGAGCGUCGAGGAGGCCUUCUACUACAUCCACAACCUCGUGGUUGCAUGUGAGAUCCAGGUUCGAACUCUGGCCAGUGCAGGAGGGCCAGACAACUUAGUCCUCCUGGAUCCGGGGAAGUACAAAGCCAAAUCCCGUUCCCCGGGGGCCCCGGCAGGGGAGAGCACCGCCUCGCCUCCCAAGUGGCUCAUCGGCGAGCAGGAGUUUGAAGCCCUCAUGCGGAUGCUCGAUAACCUGGGUUACAGAACUGGCUACCCUUACCGAUACCCGGCUCUGAGAGAGAAGUCUAAGAAAUACAGCGACGUGGAGGCUCCCGCUAGCGUCACAGGCUACUCCUUUGCUAGUGACGGUGAUUCGGGCACUUGCUCUCCUCUCAGACACAGUUUUCAGAAGCAGCAACGAGAGAAGACAAGAUGGCUGAACUCUGGCCGGGGUGACGAUGCCUCUGAGGAAGGGCAGAAUGGAAGCAGCCCCAAGUCGAAGACUAAGGUGUGGACGAACAUUACACACGAUCACGUGAAACCCUUGCUGCAGUCUCUCUCGUCCGGUGUCUGCGUGCCAAGCUGUAUUACCAACUGCUUGUGGACUAAAGAGGAUGGACAUAGAACUUCCACCUCUGCUGUCCCUAACCUGUUUGUUCCAUUGAACACAAACCCGAAAGAGGUCCAGGAGAUGAGGAACAAGAUCCGAGAGCAGAACCUGCAGGACAUUAAGACGGCUGGCCCCCAGUCGCAGGUGUUGUGUGGUGUAGUGAUGGACAGAAGCCUCGUCCAGGAUGCACCCCUGUCUGACUGCACGGAGACAAUCGAAGGGCUCGAGCUCACAGAGCAGACCUUUAGUCCAGCUAAAUCUCUCCCUGUUAGAAAGGGGGAGCUGGUGACAGCCUCCAAGGCCAUCAUUGAGAAGGAGUACCAGCCCCACGUCAUCGUGAGCACCACAGGCCCCAACCCCUUCAACACGCUCACUGACCGCGAGCUGGAGGAGUACCGCAGGGAGGUGGAGCGCAAGCACAGGGGCCCCCCAGAGAGUCUGGACGAGACUGGAGAGCAGAAAGACAGUCCUCCAGAGCCCCCUGCUGCCCCCUGCUCCCCCGUCAAGCAGGAGGAAGACCUAGAAGAUGCUGUUUUUGGAGACGACAGUGAUGCUGCCACCUUUAAGCCCACUCUCCCUGACCUGUCCCCCGAUGAGCCUUCAGAAGCGCCUGGCUUCCCGACAUUGGACAAGGAGGAGGACGAGGGGCUGGGCGAAGCCCGUGGCCCUUCCAGCCCCGCCAGGCCCUCCACGGUGGCCAGUCCUGAGCCGGCCCCGGCCCCGGCGGCUGAGGGGGCUGCCGCAGACCCAGGCAGCGAUGGGUCUCCUGGCAAGUCCCCUUCCAAAAAGAAGAAGAAGUUCCGCACCCCCUCCUUCCUGAAGAAGAGCAAGAAGAAGAGCGACUCCUGAAGGCCCGUCCUGCGCGCACCGCUGUCUCGUGUUGUCUCCCGUGUCAUGGAAUGCAAAGCCCCCUCCGCGCAGCUAGCGCUCCCCGCCGCCCAAGCCCGUGCAGACCAGAGCUCACCUGUGUUCGCACGGCCUCCCCUCAGGUCCAGGGAGGCUUGGCCCUGUGUCCGCCUCUGUGCCCGUCUGUCUGCUCCUCGGGUCCUUCCCUGGGGCGUCCGGGCAGGGUCUGGCUGCACAGAGGCCCUGCCGGCUCUGGCCCUGACCUCUCUUGCUCUCCUUCUGUCAUCCAGUAACCCACGCUCCGUCCCUGCUAGGCUCCCCUCCCCCCAGGUCUCAGGUGACUGACUCAGACUCCUAGCUCCCUGCUGGCCUUACCUGCUCAGCGAUCUCACUCUGUCUGAAAACACACAGCCUCGGUCUUGUGCCAGCACCCUGUGCCUGCCAGCGGCCAGGGCGCUGUGGUGGCCUCAGGCGGCGUGGGGACCCCGCAGCAGCCUGGCCUGUAUACCCUGGCAACCUAUGCAUGGUUACCCAGUCACCCCCCGGCAGCACCCGGUCCAGGGCUCAGUCUUAUCACUGGGGUCUCUCCAGGCCUGUCCUCGGGAGGGCACCUCAGUGAGAAGUCUCUUCUAGCGUUCUCUUCAGUGUAUUGGCAGUUCUGCGUUGCUGUGAACGGGAACGGCGACGCUCGCUUUCGUUUCUCUAGGCCUGCGGCGGAGCCCCGCGCACCGGGGUGGGGGCAGGUUUCAGAGCAGGGUCUGCUCUUCCCGGAAGUCGGCCCUGGUGGCCCCCGCUGCUCCCGAGCCCGAGCCGGCACUCAUGGAGCUACUUGCCCUCGCUCACCUGCACUCACCUCCACCCCCUGGGAGGCAGCAGGGAGCUGCUGGCUGGCAGCUGGCCAUGUGGGCUCCUCGAGGGCGCCUGUUCCAGGAGCUGCUGGGUGCCAGCCUGCCCACCCUAGACAAGCCCCUGGGAAGGCGGGAGGGCCGUGGUGGAUCUGGAGCUGGAGGUGGGCUCAGGUCCCCAAAACCGAGCACCCAUGCAGGACGGAGGCCGGCUGCAUGGCGCUGACCUCCGCUUGGAGCUAACAGGCGAGCAGCUGCUUCUGUGUCAAUUUGUUGCCAAGUGUGUUCCGCCUCCCCACCACCCUCCUCGCGUUAACAGACUCUUCCCUGACCCUCCCUCUACCCCACACACGCAAUGACUAAUUCACUUUUGUAGUUUCUUUUAACUCUUUGUAUCACAACAUGAAGUUUAGCCACAGACAGGGACACAGGCUCAGGAGGGCAGGCCCUGUGUCCUUUCUUCAUUGUAACAUGUUUUACUCACAAAUAAAGUUCUUCAAGCCGUA